Stylophora pistillata is the source of this 2571-nucleotide messenger RNA. Its product is annotated as histamine H2 receptor-like. The record is from RefSeq and is a predicted model, not a curated record. NCBI's taxonomy places the organism in Eukaryota, Metazoa, Cnidaria, Anthozoa, Scleractinia, Pocilloporidae. Gene Ontology annotation, molecular function: G protein-coupled receptor activity. Gene Ontology annotation, biological process: adenylate cyclase-activating adrenergic receptor signaling pathway; positive regulation of MAPK cascade. Gene Ontology annotation, cellular component: plasma membrane.
CCAAUCUUCUUUAUAACAUUUCUAUGUAAAACGGCAUGGAUUAAAGGUGCCUCACGCGAAGGCCUUGUACUAAGUGCGCUUUCGCGCUCGAUUCCAGAUGGAGAGGUCUGGGUUCGAGACCCGGCUGGGUUAUUGUGAUGUGUCCGAGGACAAUAAGUAUAACCCUCACAUUGCCUCUCUUCGAUCAGAAAUACGAUGAGAACCGGGUAAUUGUCAAGAGAACCGAACGGAAUUCUAGUGCAAUGGUGAAAAUUUGUGACAAGACGCGGUAGCAAUGCGACACAGUCUCGUUGGCCAAAGGUUUGAAAGCGAAACAAUAAACACCGCAGCGAAACCGAUUUUUCCGAGCAAAUGACUCAAUGUUUCGAGUUUGUGUUGCAUACUUUUGAGGAAAACCGCUGUACUAAGUGGAACCGACUGUUCGACGGUCAAGUAAUCUUAAUGAGACGUUGACGGCGCGUGACUAAAACAACUUCUUCAGAAAACGAGACGGUCGUGUUUUGAUGACGGAGGCAUUCAUAAAUGAUAGGAACAAGCGAAUAGCAGUGAGUCCAUUUAUUACCAGUAUGAAUGAUACACAGCACGACAACUCAACAAGUCCUCCUUCCUCCAAUGGGAAUUCCAUGGUCCUGUGGUACACACAGAUAGUGUACAUAACGAUCGUCAUCAGCCUGGCAUUUCUUGGAAAUUUCAUCAUCUUCAUAGCAAUCUGCAGCAUCGGACGUCUUCACACUAUUGACAAUGUGUUCAUCGCUAAUCUGGCCGUCAGUGAUUUUCUCUUUACACUUAUUGAAACAUGUUCCAACACAACCCGGUGGCACAAUAGGACCUGGGAACCACCCCACGACUUUGUAUGCUAUGUAAUAAUGGCAUCAAGUGUCCUCUGCGCGUCCGCUUCGGUGUUCACUCAAACAGCAGUGGCUGUAAAUCGACAUUUAGCCAUUACACGGCCGCUGCAGUAUCCAAACUUUGUUAGCAAAACUAAAAUAUACAUUUCUAUUCUAGUAAUAUGGAUCUCCGCUAUCGCUCUUGCGUCCCCUCCGUUGAUUUGGCGACCUCAUGAAGUUAUUUUCGGAGAGGUGGAGUCCUACGACGAAAAACCUACUUUCGAGAUGAUUUACAUGACUUUAGAAUGGAUUUUCAUUUUCAUAAUUCCUUUUGGAACCAUGUCGGCCAUUUAUUUUAAAAUCUAUCGAAUCGCACGGAAUCACGCUAGCCGAGUGAAGCCUGGUACGAGCGAAGAGACAGCCUCACAUACUUACACCGGGGGUAGUGUGAGAAGAAUUCAAAUUUCACAUUUCAAAAGACAACUAAAAGCUGCCAAAAUGCUGGUGACCAUCGCUGGUGCCUUCCUGAUCAGCUGGCUUCCUUUCUUCGUAACCCUUACGUUGUGGAAGUUUCAGAAAGGAAUACAGAUCGAUUCUAAAGUGUUCACUACAUUCCUGUACAUCGUUUACACUUUACCCGCCAUAAACCCUGUAAUCUACGCCUUUUGGUCAAGAGAUAUACAAAAAGGGAUAAAACAGCUUUUGUUCUGUUAGAAACGAGGCAGAUAAGAAACACAGAAUAAAGCUAAUGUGCAAAAGAACGAAAGAACAAGAUAGCCUUCGAGCAGCCCUUCAUUCUAAGCCUUCGGUAAGGGGGUUACUUAGUCCGUGGGAAUGUAUGAGGACUUGAGCAGCACGAGCCCGCGAGAAGUGCAACGGCCAGACCACUGACAAACUUUUCCUUGACUCGUCUCGAAACUUCCUGCGGGCAGAGGAACGCGUAUCCUAGAGACCUAAUUACGAUGGCCUGCCUACCGACUAUGAACAAGGCAAAAAAUGAACUUAUAAUUGAACCAGCGCGAAAGAGCGAAAGAAAGUGCCAAGUAACCAAUGUAUUAAGUUAACGAUCCAUAGCGAAUUUAGCUCCAGGUCGAGAACGAUCUGGAAACCAGAAGAGGUCAUUUUCUAACCACACCUUUUGAUUUUUGUUUAUAUGAUAUAUGAUAUAUGCUCGAGUUUUAGGAGUCUUCAUUGAUGCGAUUAUUUCAAGAUGAUUUCUUGAAAGAGAUAGUGAAAUCUACAGUUUGCUGUAAGAUGCAUCCUUCACAUUCCCACAAGUAAACAAAAUUUGAAGUUUUUAUUCCUGAAUAAACUCAGAUUUCGAGUGUAACAUAUGAAAGCGGCUGAGUUGGGGAACCAGCAUUGCUGUAUUUGUCAAUAAGCUACCAGUUUACAUUAAAUGAUAAUGAUGAUAGUAAAGACAAUGACGAUAAUCACAAUAAAUAUGACAUGGUCAGUUAUGGUCUCACGUCUCCUAGUUGACAAAAUCUUUCUUCUAUAUCCCAAAUAAUUUAAGGGACAAGAACUGUAUCUUUUUUAUAAGCUAGUGGAUCUCGAAUCGUGAGUAUGGAAAAAGAAUGAGUGAGAACUUCCUGUAGAAAAAUCACCCAGGAGGUAAGUGGGGAGUGAUUUGGCACCAGUGUUAUGGCUAGGCUCGGUUUCCGUCGUUUUCUCGAGUCAAGUCCUCGAUCUUCAUCGUGGGGGGAAGUCGCGGGCCUGAACAGCAUGUGAUUAUCAAGCUCAA